AUGGACAAGACUUCUACUGAAAAGAGGAAUGGCUUCUAUACUGUCGAUGCUGUCCCACUUCAUCAGUCAUCCAAAAAACCCUAUCAUUUGGAGAAACGCUUCAUGCGGGAUGUAAACAUCUCCCAUGGUGCUUCCAGUAACCACAACAGCAAAAAGAAUCAAGUCGAAAUCAAGAGGGAGGCUAUCUUGGAAGAGCGAAGACACAGAUUGAACCAGAACUUUCUGAAGGUAAAGCGCAUUGCUAAAGAAGUCAAGGAUCGUCAGCAAGACAAGAUCAAUCUAUUGUCCAAAUCAAUGCAAGCUGCUGAGACCAAUCGAAAUUUCUACAUUGAACAGCGAAGAGCCAAUUCGAAAAAGACGGUUGAAAGGGCCAAAUGCAUUGCUCACCAGAAUCAGCUUAGAUCAGAACAGGAACAAGAGAGACGUAAGGCUGAACUCGAAAGCCGAUUGCAGAAGACAGAGGCAAGACGAUUGGCCCAUUUAAGCAAAUAUAAAGCGCAAAAAAAGCAAAAGAAACCUCUUCCUCCUUCUUCUUCUUCUGCUACUACAAUUAUUACAACUAUUGAAUCACCUUUGCCCGCAGUAAAAUCAACCAUGCCAAGCACUUCUACUAUCAAAUCACCUCCAUUAUCGCCAGCAUUGCAAGCUCCCAAGAAGAAGCCCUCAUCAUGGUCCAUCAUUCUGAGAGCAUUCCGAGAUCUGGGUUUGCCAUUGCCAUCUCAACCUGAUACUUGGCUUGAAUUCAAUUCACUUGGCAAGCUGCUUCAUCAAGCCAAAGUCAUUGUCGUCACUACAAAAGUUCUGAAUACAGCUCUCAAGUUGACUGAUGAGGAAAGCAGACAUCGUGCCCGUGUUCUUUUGACCUCAUACAUGACCCUCAUGUGUCCCAAGGAGGUAUUGCAGGAUGUGAAUGGCGCCGAGGAGAAGAGACUGCAUGCUGCAGCCAAGAACAUGCUACAGCUUUUUGAGAUCUGGCUUCGUGCUCAUGGCCGCCCUGGAGCCACGGCUGCUCGUCUUGCCUUUGUGGAUGCUUGGAAUGAUUACAAUCUAUUGUUUGAAACUUGGAAAUCCAGAGAUUGUGAUCAGCUCGUCAGGAACAUGACCAACUACUAUGUGGAGCUUUCAACGUUGAGACAAACUGUCAUUGCGCAACAAAAUGGAGACGAAUCAGUUGGAGAGCAAUUAAAACAGCAAUUGGAUCAAAUCAAGACCAAGCUUCAAAAACUGGGUGGACCUGACGCCAUGGAGAGAUUGCAAAGAGCAUUGGAAGCUACAGCCUCAUCGACAUCAACCGGACGAAGACAACAACAGCAAAAGAACACUCCUCGCUCGCCAGAAAUGGAUGUCGAGUACGAAUCUCAACAGAAUGCCAACAACAGCAAUGCUAACCCGGAGCAGUUGGGCCAACUUUUGAAUGGUUAUGUACCCUCCUCUGGCUUGACGAAUGAGCAAUUGGCGCAUGAAUUGAUCAUGGAUCCCGAGUUCAAAUUAAAGAGAUACGCGCCCAGCAAUGACUUGGAAAAGCGUGUUCGCAUGAUGGCUGAAAAGGCAUUUUUUGACAAGAUAGCUGACGACAUUGAACAAGGUACAGCUCACACAUCAUUGCCUGCUUUGAUCAAGGAUGUCAAGAGCCGCUUGUUGUCAUUGGUGCGCUCUGGUACUUCCAUGUACAAUAGCAUUAAUGAUGCCAUUGAUUUGACGAUCAUUGAACAGCAAAUGAAACAAAACUCAUUCAACAUGCAAUCUAUGGUCCACUACGUUUUGGAUACAAUGGCGAGCAUGUGUGCUCCAGUGCGUGAUGAAGAGAUCCAAAAGGUUCGCACCUCCAAUGACAGCUUGAUGGAACAGAUCAAACAAGUGAUUUCAAUUUUGGAGAAUAUGAGUCUGGAUCUCGCCAACUUUAGAUUGAGAUCGUUGCGGCCACACCUUAUGUCCAUGGCAGUGGAAUAUGAAAGAAACAAGUUUGCAUCCAUGUUGAAUGACGGCACUAUCCAACUUGUACGAACAAAAGCCUGGCUUACUCAAUCAGCAGAUAAGUUAUGUCAAGUGGCUGCUCAACGAAAUCCCGAAGGAGUUCAACCUCAAAAGAACAACAAGCCCUCACAUGAUGCUAUUUUUGAAGAUGCAUUUGUAUCUUUGCUUUGUCAGACCCAACCCAUCACUCAACUGGACCAAGUUCCUGAGACCUUAGCUUUGGACGCUAAACGCAUGGCCGAAUUCCAAAAUGAAGUACAAGCGACAACUAUGGUGGCUGCUCUAAUCAUGCUGGCCCGAAAUUUUGGCUCUGCAAGUCCUCAAACAUUAUCUGAUUUAGUCGUGAAACUAUUUACCAUGUUGGAAGAUGACUCAACUUCUAUCGACAAUCUGGCAUCAGAAAUAGAGCGCUCGGUGAAUGUACGACCCGAACGAAGAGAGAUGGUAAGAACCAUGGUGGAUAAGACAGUCAAUCAUAACGAUACGGUAUAUUCUCUGCUCUCACGGCGUGUAGCUAUGGUGAUCAAGAGCACUAUACAAAGCAACAAAUUUGUAACGGAUGCAGUUUUAUCCAGUAAUGGCUUGGAUCAUGUUCGAGGUCAUUUGCAAUCGAUUUCCCUGAAAAUACAACGAUUGGCCCAUCAUCAUCGAAAGGUUUAUGCCUCUUGGUAUAGUGAGAUCAUUGCAGAAGCGUUAAAUGAAAGCGUUAUCAUCACUCCCACUGCUAGUAAAGAAAUGCAAUAG
Messenger RNA from Mucor velutinosus, 2718 nucleotides. RefSeq lists its product as uncharacterized. The transcript has 4 exons. The coding region runs from base 1 to 2718 and encodes 905 amino acids. Lineage: Eukaryota; Fungi; Mucoromycota; Mucoromycetes; Mucorales; Mucoraceae. The record is from RefSeq and is a predicted model, not a curated record.